CCACCUUUAAUAUCAUCAAACAUCACAUACCUUUAAUAUCUUAAGAUUUUAUUUUGCCCUGGUCUUUAGGUUAAAGUUUUUUUGCAUAAAUGUGGUGUAAUAAUCGCUAAUUGCACACACACAAGUGCGAGUAUUCUCACUCCAUUAGUGCCUGCUCUCUGCUAGACCAUUAUGAGUCGCCCACCGGAGGUUCUCUGGGCUCAACGCUCUGACAAGAUCUAUUUGACUGUUGCUCUGCCGGAUGCAAAAGAUAUCUUAGUGAAGUGUGAACCUGAAGGCCUAUUUAAGUUUUCAGCCUCUGGACCACAAGGAGAAAACUAUGAAUGUACACUAGAACUUUUUGGAGCAAUAGUGCCCGAGGGAUGCAAAACCAAAACAGGUUGGAGGAAUAUAUUGUGCUCAAUUCAGAAGGAGCAGAAAGGUUGGUGGAAAAGGCUUUUAAAAUCAGAAAGAUCUCCUCCUUACCUGAAAGUUGACUGGAACAAAUGGUGUGAUGAAGAUGAGGAAGAAUCAGACUCUGAUUUGGCCUAUGAUGACGAUACAGCUGCGUAUAAUGAUGAAGACAGCAGUGAUGAUGAUGGAGGAUUACUUUAUCUUCCGGACUUGGAGAAAGCUCGCGGCUAGCAGGAUAUUUGAGAUGUUGGUAUAUUGUUGGACGACAUUUAAGUACGUUAAGGAGUAGGUUUUAGCGGAGUAUUAUAUAGAUCUCGAGAGCUCGAGGUUAGCAGGAAUCAGGAUAUCGCGUGCAGAAUCGAACCUUAGGUAGGGCUGGGAGCCUGGGAUUAAGUUCUCAGACUGUUAGUUCAAGUAAUUAUAAUUCUGAAAGAAUUCUCAAUAUUUUCUCUCUUAGAUAAAGUAUUACAGAUUGAAAUGAAAAAUAAUGCUAAUUUAUUGGGACCUAGAGAAAUAUCUACAUUCUCUCUAUUAUGUAUCAACCGUUCAUUAAAAAAAAACUCAAAUUUUGUUUAUGUUUUAUUCAUACAUUA
Molecule: messenger RNA, 986 nt
Organism: Amaranthus tricolor (Joseph's coat)
Lineage: Eukaryota; Viridiplantae; Streptophyta; Magnoliopsida; Caryophyllales; Amaranthaceae
Product: co-chaperone protein p23-2
Exons: 6
Coding region: 172-624 (150 amino acids)
Biological process (GO): chaperone-mediated protein complex assembly; protein folding
Cellular component (GO): cytosol; nucleus
Molecular function (GO): Hsp90 protein binding; protein-folding chaperone binding
Source: RefSeq, a predicted model, not a curated record